GCAAGGCUUUACUGAGGGGCCAAAGAAUUGAGACUGGGGGCUUUCUUUGCAUAUGAACUUCUCUGCCUGGGGGUGGGGAGUGAGUAGUCACCACUAAGACAAGAAUAACAGAGCAAGAAGAUUUUAUCUGCUUAUGAAAGGACAGAAUAUUGAUGAACCUUCUGAGAAGACAUUGAGAAACUCUCCUCCUUGUUGCUCUUGCAGGAACUGGGGUUCUUGGUCCUGGCGGCUGGUAGGUGCCUUCCCAGAGCUCCAGAGAGGUGGGGAGAGCCAGACAAGUCUUGGUUAAGUUAACCCUGUGGUAGUUAACCCUGUAAUGGAGUGCCUCGGUGUACCAAGUGUGCAUGCAGAGCUGGGCAGGAUUGGAAAUGGCAGUGAAGUUUGUUUUCUCCUCCUUGCAGCUUGGGGCAGAGAUCCUGCAUUUGACACCAUGGACCCUUCAGAUGGCGAGGACUCUCCAGCAAGCAGAACCUUCAUUGAGGAAGCCACUGAGUAUCUGCAGCACACGUCGGGCAGGGACGACCUGAAGCUGCUGCUGACUGAAGAUGGAGCCUGGGAGGCCUUUGUGGCUGAGGCUGAGUUGUCCAGAGCUGACGCAGACACUUUACGUGAUGCCCUCAAUGCGCUCACAGCAAACAUGGCUGAGGAAGACCAGAACAGGCUCCAACAUGACCUGCAGGAUGUGGAGAGGUUCAUAGAUGUGUUUCCCCAGGUGAAACUGGAGCUGGAGAGACACGUCAGGAAGCUUCGCACCCUUGCAGACAAGGUUGACAAGGUUCACAGGGACUGCACCAUUUCCAAGGUGGUAGCUGGCUCUACCAGUACUGUGUCUGGAGUCCUGACCCUCCUUGGCCUCGCUCUGGUACCUGUGACAGCUGGGGUCAGUCUGGUGCUCUUGGCAACAGGGAUGGGUCUGGGAGCAGCAGCGGCUGUGACUAGUGUCUCCACGGGUAUCGUGGACUACACAAGUAAGUCAUCAGCCCAAACAGAAGCCAGCCACCUGGUGUCAACCAGCAUGGUUAAAGUGAAGAUGGCUGCAGAGGCCGUGGUUUAUUCAGGACCCCAAGUCUUUUCCUUAUCUGAGAGUUGCUGCCGAGUCCUACGGUGCAUUGAGCAGAGCGUCUAUGCCAUCAAGCUUACCAAAGCCAACCCUGCCUUAGCAGCUAGUGUCAAGCGCCUCAUGACCGUGGGAAGCAUUUCUGCCCAAAGCGAUAAGCAUGUGAAGAAAGCCUUUAAAGGCACUGCCCUGGCAAUGAGCAGAAGAACCCGGAUCAUGGGCAUAGCCACCGCAGGUGUGUCCCUCAUUGGGGAUGUGAUCAGCCUGGUGAAAGAGUCCAAGAAUUUGUACAAGGGCGCAAAAGCAAAGUCUGCCGAGGAGUUGAGGCAGCAGGCUCGGGAGCUGGAGGAGAAAUUGGAGGUGCUUGUCCAGAUCUAUGACGGUUUGCAGUCAGGCUCAACUCAGUCGUCCUAGAUGACAGUGGUGGUGGUGAUGAGUGGGGGUGAUGACAGAGUGGGCACAAGAGUUGUCAAGGGACCAGGGUGCUCUUGAGGACCAAUGAAAUUCUAUUGACUCUCUCUAGGGUGUGCUGGGAUGGUGAUUGAUUUAGGGCUGGGGAGUGACCCAGAUUGGACUGACAGGUCAAGAGAUUUUGUAGCAUGUCCAGGUCGGCCAGCCUGUGGUCAUGAGACAUACCUUUUCAGAGGCACAGCUUCCUCAGGAGACGGGGGAGGGGGAGAUUGGGGGAGGGUGAUGGACAAGACCACCUCUCUGCUCAUCUUCCUCUGUUACCCUGUGUUCUAUGUAGACUUUAGCUCAAAGAAUAUUAGCCAACUACUCUAGGAAAACGGGGCAUCCCAGACUGAAGGUCCCAAAGUCAUAGGAAAGGAAAACAAGGCAUUAGAGCAGGGUUUAGGAUGUGGGAUUGGAGAGCAUCCACCCUUAUCCUAACCACCUAACAGCUAGAUCCACAGCCCCUUCUGUGAGGCAAUGUACUCGGUCCAGGGGUAGAGCACAGCCUCGUAGGAGGCCCAGAGGUUAUUCUGCUCAUAGAUCAGCACCAGAGGAAUCAGGAGGUUAACACCAGAUUUAUUCCUUCAAAGGAAGGGAUGUACAACCUGUUAUCUGCCCAGAAGGUUGGGAGCAGAUAUGGUUAAUAGUUUGGUGACCCUUUAUGCUAUUCUGUGUCUAAGACCACACCAGAUCCUUCCUCUGGACCUUUAUUGUGAACUUGUCCACCUAUAGAACCCAUCUUUAUGAAAGAGGUCAUGUGUACAGAAAGAGUUUGAUGUAGUCAUGUCGUGAGCUUUAUUGUGCACACAGAUUGAGUUAAUUAUUACCAAGAAAGUGUUGCCCAACUUGUGGUAUGCUUCAAUAUGCCUAAAAUAAACUACCUGGGGCAAGAUCCCAGCAGUUUGAACCAA
This is a messenger RNA of Rattus norvegicus (Norway rat), 2421 nucleotides long. The record is from RefSeq and is a predicted model, not a curated record. Lineage: Eukaryota; Metazoa; Chordata; Mammalia; Rodentia; Muridae.